Fusarium pseudograminearum CS3096 is the source of this 5040-nucleotide messenger RNA. RefSeq lists its product as uncharacterized. The coding region runs from base 1 to 5040 and encodes 1679 amino acids. Gene Ontology annotation, biological process: regulation of DNA-templated transcription. NCBI's taxonomy places the organism in Eukaryota, Fungi, Ascomycota, Sordariomycetes, Hypocreales, Nectriaceae. The record is from RefSeq and is a predicted model, not a curated record. Gene Ontology annotation, molecular function: zinc ion binding; DNA-binding transcription factor activity, RNA polymerase II-specific. The transcript is spliced from 7 exons.
AUGUCUUUCUCACAAAGGAAGCCCGACGCUCGUACCAAGAAGCGCCAAGGAAGACGGAGCCGAUCAUUUGGUGGUUGCGUUACCUGUCGCGGCCGUCGUGUGAAAUGCGAUGAAGGUCGUCCCGGUUGCUCAAUGUGUAACAUCGCUGGUGUCGAAUGUGGGGGCUACAACAUAGACAUUUUCUUCGACUUUGAUGACCCAUCUACAACAACGGCAAAGUUUCGACGGCCACUAUUAACCGACCAUGAAAGGAAAUGCAUGAAUAUACAAAUAUCGAGAGGUCCAUUUGGGGCUUUUAGGGUCACCCAAGAGUCGAGACAAGGCCCUAUCCCUAGUCUUGACGUGGUACAUGAGGACCCUGUAGACUCUUCAUGUAUCCAUGUCGUGGAUGACCAGGAAGGUAUUGUCGUCCCGGAUCUCGAUUUUGACAUUGAGGUAGUCUCGCCAUCCGUGGAUAACAUAACGACCAUUGUUGAGCCAGUCAAUCAACAACCGCAAGACUUUUUAAACACCUUCGACAGUCUUCCCCUAGCCAAUUGGCUAGAUCCUGGCAACAUCGAGAUACCAGACUGGUGGGAUUCCAUGGAUAUUGGACCGAUAUUCCCUUGGCCUGAUGAGUCCGCAGUUGCGCCAAACCCUCAAUCACCGAUCACAGUAUCCUCCAUCAUGCAGGUGCAGUCGCCAAUGUUGCCAUUAGCCGAUCCAUCACCAAGUCCAGGUCCAAUAGCGGAACAUGACGUUCCCGGAGAUGCUGUCUUGCUGAUAAAACACUACUCAACGACAGUUCUCAGAGGCUUGACGCCAUAUCGCCACAGCAAGACCCCAUGGCACAUCUUAUUUCUCCCACAUGUUAAGAAUUGCUUGGCGGCUUUGACCUUGGGUGAUGAAAUGGACCAUGCAAGUCUAUGCGCAUUCUAUGGGACUCUAUCCAUCAGCGCAUUUAGUCUCGGCGGGAUCUACAACUCCGCAAAAUGGUUGUAUCAGGGCAAGACAUAUUACCAACAAGCCCACUAUCAUAUCCGGAUGAUGCUAAAGACAGCAUACGACAUACCGAAACGGGCCAAAUACAAGUCCAUCCUAAUGGCACUGUUAACAAUGGUGCAAAUCUCAGUACUUUCUGGAAACAAAGACGAGGCCGAGUACUACUUCUUGGAGACUGAGAAGUUUAUUCGACUGAGGGGUCUUAAGCGACGCAAGUCACGCAAAGUUCGACUACUACAUCAUUGCUAUGUCUUCGAGAGACUAUCUCAUGAGAGCAGCUUUACCGACUGCAGACUGAAUUUGGAUCAUCGAAAUCGCGUACGUGAAGCGGUUGAGGCCAGCGAUGCGAGUAUUUAUAGUGUGGAUAAUCUAUCGUUCCGUCUCACGAGUUGGAGAGACCUAGACCAGGAGAUGUUAAAGGUGAAGGGCCAAGAGGAAGGCGAGAACGAUUUACACCUUCAGCAUCCUGGCAUUUGGUCCGCCACACUUUAUCCUGAGAUAUUUGGCGUACCAGAACUACACCUCUUUAUGCUAUCGUUAGUCAUACGUCUCGCGAGAGAAAAGGAUGAAAGCAAAGAUGAAGCCAUGCCUUUGAGAGAAUUCAUGGCUCGCGCAAAGGCUGUUGAGAGAUGGAUCAAGCAACUCCACAUCCUUCGCCAGUCAAUAUGGAUGACAGAAGCGCCUGUAGACACAGAACAACAACGAUCCUUCGAUCUUCUCAACAGUCUAGCCGAUACGAUGCAGCAUGCCCUUUCUGUCUAUUUCUACCGCAGGAUCUAUGACUUGGACCCUAGUAUGCUUGAGAAACAUGUGCUUGGUGUACGUGAUCGGCUACUAGAGUUUGACGAUUCUGAUGCGGGAAUGGGUUAUGGGUCUUUGAGGUUGAUAUGGCCUGCGUUUAUUGCAGCUUGUGAAACGGACGAUGUUGGUAUCAGAGACUCGUUUAUCCAGUGGUUUCAAGGUUCUGCUAAGAGGAGUGGGCUCAGGAUAUUUACUGAGACGAUGGAGCGUAUUCAACAUAAUAAAUCGAUUUCCCAAUUCAACGUCUACAAGAACAUGGAAGCGAUAGCUGUGUUUGCCCUUGCUGGCAAUGUGCUUCAAUUCGUCGAAGCAACAGGGAAAUUUACAGCCAAGGCAUAUGAUAUCGUCAAGUCAGGCAGAAAUGCGCCGAAAGACCUCAAAGAUUUGCAGGCCGCCUCAUUGGGUCUACGAGAAGUGCUCAAAGAGCUGCAGCAGGCGCAAACACAGAUACCAACCGGUAAUACCUUCACUGCUGAAUCGGAAGCGCGCAUAUCUACAUUGGCAUCGAGCUGUAUCCAGGUCAUCAACGAAUUAGUCGAAAAGCUUGAUAAAAUCAAAAUUCACGACAAUGGCGGGCGCAUGGAUACUACCAUGAUAGCUUUCAGGGCCAUGUGGAAGGAAGAUGAAAUCUCCAAGCUAUCUGCACGCAUUGAUGAAUACAGGCGACAGCUCGGUAUCGAUGUUUUGGUAUCCAUGAGAACUCACCUUGUCAGGUCUCUGGACACCCAGCAAGCUAUUCUGUCUCAAUUAAAGACCAAGGGGCAUAACUCUACACAACACGACUCGGGGACAUUUGGAGGCACCGUCAUCAACUAUGUCUCUAGCUAUGUCCCAAUUGAGAAUCGCAAAGAUGAAGCUUUGCGUCUCAAGGGUGAGGUUCAAGACGCCAUUCGAAAGAGUCCGUAUUUUAAAGACUACGGUGGGGUUGUCAAGUCGGACUAUCCAGCCUACAGUAUCUCGGAUUUCACACGCGUAGAGGCCGAAAAAAAGUUGAUAUCAUCUCUGAGAUACAAAGAGAUGAAUAUAAGAGAGCUUACGAUUGCGGAACCAUACGAGGACACUUUUCGAUGGAUUUUGGAAACAGAUAACGCCCAUCGUAGAGAUACCAAGCUCAAGGAAUGGCUUUCUUCUGAAUCUCAACUAUACUGGAUCACGGGGAAAGCAGGAUCUGGCAAGUCCACUCUCAUGAAGUUCCUAGGUCGACUUGAUGGAGGUACUUAUGGGAGCGACCUCUGCAAAACGUAUCUGAAGACAUGGGCUUCUUCUGCUGACAAACUUGUUCUCGCAAGCUUCUACUUCUGGGCUGCUGGUUCCUCCAUCGUUGCGUCUCAGGCAGGUCUUUUCAGAGCCCUUCUCGUUCAGUUAUUCGAGCAAAAUCCCCAGAUCAUCCCCAGAGUUGCGGCCUUGGAGUGGGAAGAGUACUGCAUCUUCAACCAACAUGCCAGGUUCGAUACCAGCGAUCACCAGCUCCAGGUGCUACUUCACGACGCCGUUAAAGCACUAGUUCAGCAGGAGAAAGCAAAAGUGUGCUUUUUCAUCGAUGGACUGGACGAAUACGGAGGAGACCCAAACAACCUCAUAUCCACGAUUCAGAACCUACUGGAGCUGGGCAACAUCAAGAUCUGCGUGUCAAGCAGGCCCUGGCUCGUUUUUGAAGAUGCUUUUCUACAAGCGCCAAAUCUUUUACUGCAGGACUACACUCAGCCCGAUAUCCUUCACUAUGUAGGCUCGCAGCUCAAUCAAAACGAGGGCUUCGCAAGACUAGAGAAAAGAGACCCGCAAUACGCCAGCGCGUUGAUCGAUAGCAUUACCACAAAAUCAUCUGGCGUCUUCCUGUGGGUUCGCCUUGUUGUCAACUCACUUUUGGCUGGGCUUACCCACGACGAUCGCAUAUCAGACUUGCAAAGGAGAUUGGACCUCUUGCCACCAGACUUGGAAGCUCUGUACGCUACCAUAACAGAGUCGUUGGAUCCCUUCUACUUUGCACAUGCGGCUCAGUACUUCAAGUUUGUGGCAACGAGCUCGUCGCCCCCGAGUGCCCUUCUCUUCUCGCUUGCUGAUGAAGAAAGUCCCAACUUUGCGUUGGAUCUCCCAGUCAAGUGUUUCACAAAAGACGAGGAAGAAAUCCGUAUCGAUACUGUACGUCGACGGAUUAAUAGUAGGUGCAAGGGCUUGUUAGAGAUCGGGCCUGGCAGCGAGAUACAGUAUCUUCACCGAACCGUCAAAGACUAUCUCAGCAGUCCAGAUGUGCAGUCGUGCCUGAACCAUGCAGUGGGACAAUAUGACUGCCAUCUACAACUUUGUUCAGCAAAUCUCGCCCUCCUGAAAGGAUCAUUAGGAGAAGGGAGAUGGAUUAGUCGAUCCAGGCUCUGCCGUCUCGUCGAAUCAUGCAUAGUGGCCGCAUCAAAUGUCAUGGCUGACAAGGUCUUGAUGAUUCGACUUCUAGACUGCCUUGGCGAGACUAUUCAGAAGGCUUUACCGAAGGAUGAAUGUAUCUACAUUUACAAUCGCCUUCCAGAUCCAUCUGUCCUCGACCUUUACCUUGAGCAUCUCUAUAGCACUGGCUUUGUUGCUUUGACAGCUCGUUUUGGUUUUGUCGACUACGUUCGCGCCAGAGCGUCCACAGGCGGCAUGUCUAUUGACACGAACCAAGACCAUGGCGAUCUCGUUCAAUAUCCGCUUAUCGAUAAUGUACAACCCAAAUCGACUUUACUGUCAAAAUUACGAAGUCGGCGGAAAACAAUCCAAUCAGCCGCUGUAGUUACAGAACGACCUUGGCCCCUCCUCUUGAAUGCCAACUUUUGUCGACCUCCGAGCCUGGAACUGUAUCGCUGUUUGGUAGAAAUGGGCGCCAACCCAAGCUUGGUUUUUGACUGUUCUGGGGCGACGAUAUGGACCGAGAUCCUUGCAACAGCCGUUGCGGACUGCUUCAUUGCUUCAAAUAUGAAGCCAGCAUGGGGGCAAUGGGUACCUAUUUUACAAUUCCUUGCCUCCAAGGGAGCUAAAUUUGAUCGCCGUGUCAUAAUCUUGGUGAUGAUACGGUUGAAUCGUAGCCAGAAUGAGUAUAUUGAUCCGGAACGACUGUAUAUCGCGUUGAAACUGGCCCUAAUGAACCAAGAGGAGUUGGGGUUGGAGUAUCUGCAAGGUAAUCAUGAUAAAGUGGCGGAACUAGUUGAUAUCGCUCGUAUUAUCGCUUUUCUUCUCAGUGAUGAAGCAUCUUUCGAGACAGACGCUAUGUACAACGUGGAUAGCGAUUAG